Bufo gargarizans (Asiatic toad) is the source of this 1026-nucleotide messenger RNA. Its product is annotated as histidine N-acetyltransferase-like. Gene Ontology annotation, molecular function: acyltransferase activity, transferring groups other than amino-acyl groups. Bases 1 to 1026 code for a protein of 341 amino acids. The record is from RefSeq and is a predicted model, not a curated record. NCBI's taxonomy places the organism in Eukaryota, Metazoa, Chordata, Amphibia, Anura, Bufonidae. The transcript has 3 exons.
AUGUCGGUUCCAACUUCAGUUCCAAAAAUAGAUUUUUCGCCUGCAACGGCAGAAGACUAUGAAGAACUGAUGUCUAUCUCUAGUGGGUUAUACAACGGAGUGGACUAUGUGCCUGUGAAGUACCAUACAUGGCUGAAGGAACCCCAGAGAAGAAUGUUCGUGGCCAGGUGUGAAGGGAAAGUGGUGGGCUUUGAGUCAUUCAUAGUGGUUGAUGAUGGAACUACUGCUGUGGUGGAAGAUCUUCGUGUAGCCGCCGAGAUGAGAAGGCGUGGAGUGGGUGGAGUGAUUGAGAGGUUUUGCUGGGAUGUUAUACGUUCUGACCACCCGGAGGUUAUAAGACUUCGAUUCUCUCGAUCUGAGAAUCCACCAGCUCUUAAUGUGAAAACAUGCAAAAUAAUCACCUGUAAGGCAUUAAUAUCUGUACUUGUUACUGCUGAUCAGUUGGAAGCAAAACUCAGGUUACUGGAGUCUCGAGUGAAUAAUGAAGACAGAUCCAAAAAGCUAUCUUUUCUGGGACCAGAGGAAAUCCUCAGAUUCUUUGAGUCCAAGACAAAAGAACAAUUGCUUCCUGGUGGAUUGCUAGUUCAAGGUUGGCUUCCUAUUGCCGCUCAGAAGUCCAACCUAGAUCUUCUACUGAAACAAGAGAUUGUCUGGAUUUAUUCACAUCCUGAGGAUUCUAGUGAUUCUGCAUCUUCUUCCAAGGUCACACCUGGCAGUGAUGGCCCUGAUGCCUCUCCAGAAGGGUUUCUUAGCCUUGGUUCUCAACCACAUCCAGUGCCUAUUGCAGACAGAGCACACUAUAUAGAUAUCGACCUGUUUGGAAAUGAUCCAUCUUGUGCUAAGGUCCAUGUUCUAGAGCAGUUGAAAAUCAGAGUAAAAGGAUUGCCGGCAGGGAGUGGUAUAAUAUUUGUCCUAUAUGCAGAGGAGAGUCUCCGGACUGAGCUUGUCCAACUCUGUGAAGGGUUGAAUAUAUACUAUUGUAUUAGGGAGCAGAUUAUUUUUGAAAGAGAGAUCAGGUCUGAUUGA